AUGAGUGCUACAUCCGGAGUUGUCAACAGGCCAUUGGUGUUAAACCAUGGCUCAAUCGAGUCAACCAUCUUAAUCCCAACCACAGAAUAUCAUUUCUACCAAACGUUACUGGAAGGGUUCAGGAAGUCAUUGCCACAAGUUACCGAGGGAUUUGCUGACGACGACGAGCCGAGCUCCAAGGCAGAACUUCUGAUGAAGUUUUUGGGUUACAUUGUCCAAUCUGGAGUCUCCAAUCAGCAAGAGCAAUUAGCUGCUGCAAAGUUGGUUUUGAAUGAGUUCGAGUCCCGUUUCCUUCAAGGAUUGAACUUGCACUCUUAUGCUGCCAUUUUGCUUAAGAGCGAGACCUUUCCCACAACAUUAUUGAAAAUCAAAGAAAACUUAAUCAAGAACUACUACCUGGGAAGAGCCCUUGUCUACCUGCCAGGUCAGCGUGGCCUUGUAUACCCUCCCUCGGCAUUACUUAAUGCUGGAAAGUCCGGCUCCGCUCAGAUCUACGCCAUAUUUGGAGGUCAAGGUAACACCGAUGACUAUUUCGAAGAACUUAGAGAUAUUUACCACAUCUACCAAGGUCUCGUGUCAGACUUCGUUACCAAGGCCCAGUUGAAGUUACAAGAGCUCAUCAGAACCACCCCUGAAACUGACAGAAUAUAUACACAGGGUCUAGACCUGAUCAAUUGGCUGGAAAACAAGGACAAGACUCCUGACCAACAACAAUUGCUAUCCAUUCCAAUGUCAUGUCCUCUAAUUUGUGUUAUCCAACUGUGUCAUUACAUUGUCACUUGCCGCAUCUUAGGUAUUACACCUGGUCAACUCAGAGAUUCCUUGAAAGGUACUACAGGUCACUCCCAAGGUCUGGUCACCGCUGUGGUCGUUUCUUCUGCUGAUUCCUGGGAAUCCUUUGAGAAAUUGGCGCUUCAGGCAGUUGAAUUCAUGUUCUACAUUGGUGUUAGAGGACUACAAACCUAUCCAAACACCUCUUUACCUCCAUCCAUCGUCCAAGAUUCCGAAGAAAAUGCCGAGGGAACUCCUUCUCCCAUGCUUUCAGUUAGAGACCUUUCCUAUGACCAAUUGGUCAAGUUUGUCAACGAAACGAACCAGCACUUGCCUGAGGCCAAACAUAUCGACAUCUCUUUAAUAAAUGGGCCCAGAAAUGUCGUCUUGACAGGCCCUCCUCAAUCACUUUACGGUUUGAAUCUGAACUUGAGAAAAGCUAAAGCACCUUCAGGCUUAGACCAAGCCAGAAUUCCAUUCAGUGAAAGGAAGUUGCGUUUCUCUAACAGAUUCCUUCCGAUCAUGUCUCCUUUCCAUUCUCAUUUGCUUUCCCCAUCUACUGAGAAGAUUGUAGCUGACUUGAAGAAGGCUGGUGUUGAGUUUUCUCAAUCCAGCAUGAAGCUUCCAGUUUUUGAUACCUAUGAUGGUAAGGAUCUAAGAUCAUAUUCAGGAUCCAUUGCCGCUAGAUUGGUGGAAUGUAUCACCAAAUUACGCGUCAACUGGGAACUGUCUACGGAGUUUAAUUCAACACAUGUUCUGGACUUUGGUCCUGGUGGAGCUUCCGGGUUGGGUGUUUUGACCCACAGAAACAAGGAGGGGACGGGCUCUAGGGUUAUCGUUGCCGGUGUCUUAGAUGCUGAGUCCGAGGACUCUGAGUUUGGCUAUAAACAGGAAAUUUUUGAGUCUAAUGAAAAGGCAAUCAAGUACGCUCCAAACUGGUUGAAAGAAUAUAAACCAAAGUUGGUGAAAACUUCCGCUGGCAAAAUAUUCGUUGACACUAAGUUUUCUAGACUUCUUGGAAGAGCUCCGUUAAUGGUUCCAGGUAUGACUCCUACUACUGUGUCUCCUGACUUUGUUGCUGCUACUUUGAAUGCUGGUUUUCAUACUGAGAUUGCAGGUGGUGGGUACUUUGCUCCUUCUAUUAUGAAAGCUGCAUUGCAACGGGUUAUUGACCAGGUCACUCCCGGUACCGGUGUUGGUAUCAACCUGAUUUACGUUAAUCCAAGAAUGUUGCAAUGGGGUAUCCCCAUGAUCAAGGAGCUAAGAGAGCAAGGGUUCCCAAUCCAAUCUUUGUCCAUUGGUGCUGGUGUUCCCUCCCUUGAGGUUGCAACUGAGUACAUUGAGACACUAGGGUUGGCUCAUCUCGGUCUUAAGCCAGGUUCUAUCGAUGCCGUCAAUCAAGUAAUCACUAUCGCUAAAGCUCAUCCUAACUUCCCAAUUGUUCUUCAGUGGACUGGUGGUAGAGGUGGAGGUCACCAUUCUUUUGAAGAUUUUCACCAACCUAUUCUUCAAAUGUACUCCAAGAUCAGAAAGUGCAAAAACAUUAUUCUUAUUGCCGGAUCUGGUUUUGGUUCUGCGGAGGAUACUUACCCUUACUUGACUGGGUCUUGGUCCCAUCAGUUCAGUUAUCCAUCGAUGCCAUUCGAUGGUGUCUUAUUUGGUUCCAGGGUCAUGACCGCCAAGGAAGCUAAGACAUCACCAGCCGCAAAACAGGCCAUUGCCGAUUGUACUGGUGUUGACAAUUCUCAAUGGGAGAACACUUACAAGAAGCCUACAGGAGGUAUCAUCACUGUUAGAUCCGAAAUGGGUGAGCCAAUCCACAAGAUUGCUACUCGUGGUGUUAUGUUGUGGAAGGAGCUUGAUGAUACAAUCUUUACCUUGCCAAAGAACAAAAUGCUAGAGGCUAUUGCUAAAAAGAAGGAUUACAUCAUCAAGAAGCUAAAUGCCGACUAUCAGAAGCCUUGGUUUGCUAAGAAUGAGAAGGGUACUUGUGACCUCGAGGAUAUGACUUACAAGCAAAUCGCAGAAAGAUUGGUUGAGCUAAUGUAUGUUAGAAAAUCUCAAAGAUGGAUUGAUGUUACUCUUAGAAAUUUCACUGGUAAAUUCCUCAGACGAAUUGAAGAGAGAUUUGCCACUAAAGUUGGAACCAUCUCCUUAAUUCAGAACUUUUCUCAACUAGAAGAACCUGAGAAAGCCAUUGACUCUGUUUUCAAGGCUUACCCUGAAGCUGCUAGCCAACUGAUCAAUGAGGAGGAUUGUGACUGGUUUUUAUUGGAAGCUCAAUCUCCUACGCAGAAGCCUGUCCCAUUUAUUCCAGUGCUUGAUGAGAGGUUCGAGUUCUUCUUCAAGAAGGACUCUCUAUGGCAAUCCGAAGAUUUGGAAGCUGUCGUUGGCGAGGAUGUCCAAAGAACUUGUAUCUUACAUGGUCCAGUCGCUGCUCAAUUCUCUAAUAAAGUUGAUGAGCCAAUCAAGGACAUUUUGGAGAACAUUCAUAAGGGUCACAUCAAGUCUUUGGUCAAAGAAGUUUACAACGGUGAUGAAAGCAAGAUUCCUGUUGUUGAAUAUUUCUCCUCUGUGGACUCAUUUUCCGAUACCGCUAUUGAGGGUGUGAAAAUUGAACGUUCCCGCAAUACAGAGACAUUUACUGUGACUUCUGGCAAUGUCGAUAACCAGCAAUGGUUUGAUUUGUUAGCUGGCAAAGAGUUAUCCUGGAGACGUGCUUUCAUCACCGCUGCUAGGUUGGUCCAAGGUACCAACUUUGUUUCCAAUCCUGCCCAUAGCGUUCUUGCCCCAAGCAAAGACUUGGUGGUUAAGAUUGAGAAUGGCUCUGAUGCCAAAAAGACUGUCUUGACCGCCUUCCAGCGUGUGCGCGGUAAAUACGUCCCUGCUGUGUCUCUGAAAAGUAUUGGUGACUUGAAAAUCAAAUUAGAGCUUAUCGAGACUAGAACUGCCGACAAGUCUGCUGUUGCCUUGGAGCUGUUCUACAAUUACAAACCUACUGAUGGUUUUGCUCCAAUCUUAGAGGUUAUGGAGGGUCGUAACACUUCUAUCAAGAACUUCUAUUGGAAGCUAUGGUUUGGUUCUUCCGUUCCAGUUGAUUUGGACUUCGAUGCUAAUAAACCAAUUAGUGGUGGCGAGGCUUCUGUCUCUUCUCAAGCUAUUGCUGAGUUUACACACGCUGUUGGAAACUCAUGCGAGGACUUUGUGCCCAGAGCUGGUAGACCUCAACUUGCUCCAAUGGACUUUGCUAUAGUUUUAGGCUGGAAGGCCAUCAUGAAGGCCAUCUUCCCUAAGACUGUUGAUGGCGAUAUCUUGAAGUUGGUUCACCUGUCCAACGGUUAUAAAAUGUUCCCAGGAGCUGAUCCUUUGAAGAAAGGGGAUGUCGUUUCCACUGUUGCUCACAUCAGGAGUGUUGUUAAUGGUGAAACUGGAAAGACUGUUGAAGUUGUUGGUGUCAUCUCAAGAGAUGGAAAGCCUGUUUUGGAAGUUAACUCCCAGUUUUUCUACAGAGGAAAGUAUCAAGAUUUUGGAAACUCUUUCAAGAAGACCACUGAAACUCCUGUUCAAGUAGCUUUCAAAUCUGCCAAAGAUAUUGCUGUUUUGAAAUCUAAGGAAUGGUUCCAUCUGGAGAAGGACAUUGACCUGCUGAACCAAACAUUGACUUUCCGUUGUGAGUCAUAUGUGAAGUUCAAGUCUAGUACUGUGUUUGCCUCUGUGAAGACUACCGGUCAAGCUUUAUUGGAACUUCCUAGUAAGGAGAUCAUUCAGGUAGCUGAAAUUAAUUAUGAGUCUGGCUCCUCUUACGGAAACCCAGUUCUUGAUUACUUAACUCGUCAUGGCUCAACUAUUGAACAGCCAAUUAUGUUUGAGAAUGCUAUUCCAUUAGCACAGGGAACAGAACUAACUUCAAAAGCUCCUGGUACAAAUGAGACAUAUGCAGCAGUUUCUGGUGAUUACAACCCUAUUCAUGUCAACAAAGUUUUUGCUUCCUAUGCUAACCUACCAGGUACCAUAACUCAUGGAAUGUACUCUUCUGCUGCUGUGAGGGCACUCGUUGAACAAUGGGCAGCUCAAAAUGUUGCCACUAGAGUUAGAGCGUUCAAGGCUGAUUUUGUGGGAAUGGUGCUGCCAAAUGACGAGUUAGUUACUCACUUAGAGCACGUCGGUAUGAUCAACGGUCGUAAGAUUAUCAAGGUGGAAACUAAGAAGGUCGAGACCGAAGAGGUUGUUCUGAUUGGUGAAGCUGAGAUUGAACAACCAGUCUCCACUUUUGUAUUCACUGGACAAGGCUCUCAAGAGCAAGGCAUGGGUAUGGACCUUUACAACUCGUCCGAGGUUGCUAAGUCUGUAUGGGAUAGAGCUGACGUACAUUUCAUUAACAACUAUGGAUUUUCAAUUUUGGACAUUGUUAAAAACAACCCCACCGAGCUUACUGUCCACUUUGGUGGAGCCAAGGGUAGAAGUAUUAGAAACAACUAUAUCAGUAUGAUGUUUGAGACUGUUGCCGCUGAUGGUCAACUAAAGUCAGAGAAAAUCUUCAAAGAAAUCAAUGAAGAUACUAUUUCCUUCACUUUCAAAUCUCCUACCGGGCUUUUGUCUGCUACUCAAUUUACCCAACCGGCUUUGACAUUGAUGGAAAAGGCCUCUUUCGAGGACAUGAAAUCUAAGGGAUUGGUUCCAUCUGAAUCAAUGUUUGCUGGUCACUCAUUGGGUGAGUAUUCUGCUCUGACCUCUCUGGGUGAUGUUAUGCCAAUUGAGUCAUUGGUGGAUGUGGUGUUCUAUAGAGGUAUGACCAUGCAAGUUGCUGUCCCUAGAGACGAGCAAGGUAGAUCAAAUUACGGUAUGAUUGCUGUCAACCCAUCUAGAGUCUCAUCUACAUUCAACGAUUCUGCUUUGAGAUUUGUUGUCGAACACAUCGCUCAACAAACUGGAUGGUUGUUGGAGAUUGUUAACUACAAUGUUGAGAAUACUCAGUACGUUGCUGCCGGUGACUUGAGAGGACUUGACACAUUGUCGAACGUCUUGAAUGUAUUCAAGAUCCAGAAAAUUGACAUUGUCAAACUACAAGAAACUAUUUCUCUGGAUGAAGUUAAGGUCCAUCUUUCUGAGAUUGUGGAUGAAGUUUCCAAGAAAUCGUCUUCCAAACCACAGCCAAUUGACUUGGAAAGGGGCUUUGCUUGCAUUCCGUUGAAGGGUAUUUCUGUGCCCUUCCACUCCUCAUACUUACGUUCUGGUGUCAAACCAUUCCAAACCUUCUUGUGUAAGAAGAUCCCAAAGUCUGCUGUUAAACCAGCCAACUUGAUUGGCAAGUAUAUUCCAAACUUGACCGCCAAGCCUUUCCAAUUGACCAAGGAGUACUUCGAGGAUGUGUAUGAGCUCACAAAGUCUGAAAAGAUCAAACACAUUCUUGACCAUUGGGAAGAGUAUGAGUCUUCCUGA
Komagataella phaffii GS115 is the source of this 6210-nucleotide messenger RNA. RefSeq lists its product as uncharacterized. The transcript has a single exon. Gene Ontology annotation, molecular function: enoyl-[acyl-carrier-protein] reductase (NADH) activity; [acyl-carrier-protein] S-malonyltransferase activity; fatty acid synthase activity. Gene Ontology annotation, cellular component: fatty acid synthase complex. Lineage: Eukaryota; Fungi; Ascomycota; Pichiomycetes; Pichiales; Pichiaceae. The record is from RefSeq and is a predicted model, not a curated record. Bases 1 to 6210 code for a protein of 2069 amino acids. Gene Ontology annotation, biological process: long-chain fatty acid biosynthetic process.